Betta splendens (Siamese fighting fish) is the source of this 3182-nucleotide messenger RNA. It is a transcript of the gene rapgef3, whose product is annotated as Rap guanine nucleotide exchange factor (GEF) 3. The record is from RefSeq and is a predicted model, not a curated record. Lineage: Eukaryota; Metazoa; Chordata; Actinopteri; Anabantiformes; Osphronemidae. Gene Ontology annotation, cellular component: plasma membrane. Bases 143 to 2746 code for a protein of 867 amino acids. Gene Ontology annotation, biological process: positive regulation of GTPase activity; Ras protein signal transduction. Gene Ontology annotation, molecular function: guanyl-nucleotide exchange factor activity. The transcript is spliced from 27 exons.
GACGGAAUAAUGCGCUCUCGGCCCGGGAGCGACGCAGCGAUCCCGCGGCGCCGUGGAUAAUGCGCGGAGGUGCCGAGCCCGUGGGCACGUCGUCCGUCUGACCGGGGAAAGUUGCUCGUCGGCCGUUCCGAUCUGAGACAAGAUGCAUCUGUUCCGGAGUCACAACUACCAAGUGUUCCCGGACCGCUACUCGGGGGAGACCCCGGCCAUUCGGGGCAUCAGCUGGACUCCUUUGCCAGAGGCCCUGGAUUCAAAGGACACUAUGAAGCAGUUUCUUUCAGAUCGAAUUGUAAAAGCAGCGCGGUCGUUGUAUGCCGUGAUGAUGGAGAGGACCCCUGGUCUGAUCCGUGACAGGAAGCAUCACCUCAAAACCCACAGGCAGUGCUGCUCGGGUAGAGAGCUCGUCGACUGGCUGAUGAAGCAGAACGACUGCUUCCAGUGGCGGAGCCAGGCGGUCGGGGUGUGGCAGGUCCUGGUAGACGAGGGGAUCAUUGUUCAUGUGAAGCAGGAGGUGAACUUCCACGACAAGGACACGCAGUUCUACCGCUUCAAGGACGCCGACCUCGGCCCGAGCCUCGCGGCCAACGACAGGGACUCGGAGGACGAGCUCCAGGAGUCUCUGUCGCUGCUGUCUCAGCUGGGCCCCGACGCGCUGCUCACUAUGAUUCUACGCAAAUGUCCGAGCCAGAGGAGCUCUGAGGACCUGGAGGUGAUCUAUGAGGAGCUGCUCCACGUCAAGGCCGCGGCUCAUCUCUCCACCUCCGUGCGCAAGGAGCUGGCGGCAGUGCUGGUCUUUGAGUCACAUGCCAAGGCCGGAACAGUGUUGUUCAGUCAGGGGGACAAAGGAACGUCCUGGUACAUCAUCUGGAAAGGCUCCGUGAAUGUGAUCACGCAUGGAAAGGGACUGGUGACCACGCUGCACGAGGGCGAGGACUUCGGGCAGCUGGCUCUGCUGAACGACGCCCCCCGAGCCGCCACCAUAAUCCUGAGGGAGGACAACUGCCACUUCCUGCGGGUCGACAAACAGGACUUCAUUCGCAUCCUCAAGGACGUGGAGGCCAACACGGUGCGACUGGAGGAGCACGGCAAGACCGUGCUGGUGCUGGAGAGGAGCGCGGGCUCGGCCGAGCAGGGAGGAGGCGGCAACAGCAGCAAAUACACAGUGAUGUCAGGAACGCCGGAGAAAAUCCUGGAGCACCUGCUGGAAAGGGUGAAGCUGGACUCCAAUGGGAACGACGCACUAGAUCCCUUAGUGAGCGACUUUCUGCUCACCCACGAGGUCUUCAUGCCCUCCAGCCAGUUGUGUUCUGCUCUACACCACCACUACCAGGCACAGCUCUCUGAAGGCUCAGAUCAGGAGAAAGCAGCCUACGUUCUCAACACCAAGCAGAAGGUAGUGAAGCUAGUUGGCCAGUGGGUGGCGCUGUUCAGCCUUUUGCUGAAGGAAGAUCCUGUUGCUUUGGACUUCUUGGAGAGGUUGAAGAAGGAGGUGGCAGGAGAUGUCCGCCUAUGCAGCCUGCUGAAGGAGCAGUUCAGAGACAGAAGGAGAACAAAAAUGUUGGAGAAUGGAUGCCAGUCACUGAGCAGGAACCAGCAAUUUGACUGGUUUUCCAACUGUGAGGAGUCAGUGGGACGGCUGCAGCCAAUCAGAGCCCAGGACAAAGUCUUGUAUGAGAUCUACAGGCCAGACAACAAAGCUCUCACUGUGAUGCUCCACGUGAACACCUCUGUGCAGGAUGUGAUAUCAGCGAUAGUGAAACCUGGGGGAGACCACGUCUUGGUCAAAAUGAACUCUGCGGGAGAACGAGCGCAGCUAAAGCUGGACGCCACUGCAGUCUACACCGCCCUGGGGCUCAACGAGAGGCUCUUCAUCUGCACGAGCAGCCACGUGGAACACCUGAUGCCUCUGUCUGAGCAGCAGGGCCCGGAGCAGGGCACAGCGGACGUCCUCGAGCAGAUGGGCUCCAAAGACAUUGCCAGUGAACUUGCCAAUCAUGACUGGGAGCUGUUCACUGCUAUGCAUGAGGUGGAGCUCGUCUACUACGUUUUCGGGCGCCAUAAGUUCCAGGGCGCCAUCACCGCCAACCUGGAGCGGUGUGUGCGCCGCUUCAACGAGGUGCAGUACUGGGUCGUCACCGAGCUGUGUCUGUGCGAAGACCUGGUGAAACGGGCCGUUCUGCUUAAGAGGUUCAUCAAAAUCGCUGUCGUAUUAAAGGAGCAGAAGAAUCUCAAUUCAUUCUUUGCUGUGAUGUUUGGUUUGAGCAACAGUGCAGUACAGAGGCUCUACAAGACCUGGGAGAGGAUACCCAGCAAGAUCAAGCGGAUUUACUGCUCGUAUGAAAGGCUGAUGGAUCCAUCACGCAACCACAGGGCGUACCGGCUGGCCGUGGCCAAGCUCAGUCCUCCCUACAUUCCCUUCAUGCCGCUGCUGCUCAAAGACAUGACGUUCAUCCACGAAGGAAACCCAAACUACGUAGACAAGCUGGUCAACUUUGAGAAGAUGCGAAUGAUCGCCAAGACGGUGAAAAUGGUGCGUGGGUGCAGGAGCCAGCCGUACGUGCCUUCGUCUCCACAGAGGGGCCUGGCAGAUCGCAUGUUUCUGGAGGGGCCGGCUGCACGCGUGUCGACAUACUCGGACCUCGGCCUCCCUCCGCGGAGCUGCAUCAACAUCCGGCACUACAUUCAGAACCUGAAGGUGAUCGACAACCAGCGCAGGCUAACGCAGCUCUCGAGAACGAUCGAGUGACGGGACGUGAGGCCUGCAGGUGUGGGGACUGUGGAGCCGUAGCACAUUGUAGCCGCAUAAACAAAACACGGGGAGGACCUGUGAAGGAACGCCUGGGUGAAUGAGUGAAUGACUUUCAGACGCCUCCAGCGAAGCACAGGGUGAAUACGUGCACUGUGCACGGUAAUGACCUCCAAUGCUGUUUAAACGUUUGGCCACAGUGGAAAGCUCAUAAAGGCCAUGUUACACUAUGUACAGUCAGGCAAUAUGAGUAUAUGUAUGCUCAUUUUAAUUUAUGUAUAAUAUACUGUCGCCAUAGCAACUUUACAUCCUUGCCAUAAUUAAUCAUGUUGAGUUAUUCAAACAUUAGCUUUUACUCAUUACAGCAACGUUUUGUAACAACCGACACGCUUAUAUAUUCAUAGAAUGUUUUCUAAAUAAAUUAUUUUCUCACGUA